AUGCAGAGCGUGGUGAUGCGGUCGUCUGCGGGGCGAGAGUGGGAGAGUUCUAGGUCUGUCAGCCCCAAAAACAGGUGGGCCGUCAUCACCCCCCCCCUGGCCCCGUCCUGUUCGCUGUCCCCCCUCGGGUCGGGACACCGGUCCGCCGCCGGCGGAAAGCGGCGCUUCUUUGGUCUAUCCGAGACCGCAGAGGCAGAGGCAGAGGCUGCUGCCGUUAAGGCGGAGCUGGAAGGGGGGCGGCGACGGGGCGGGGCCGUUGCCGACAAGGCUCCUGCGCCGCCAGCGGGGGAGGGUGGUGGUGCGAAGGACUCGAUUGAUGCUCACCGCGCGCUCUUGUCGCUGAGGAGUGAUCCGAUGAGGGCUAUGCUCAGGAGCGGCAUGAGAGAAUCGUUCACGAUGGACGUACUGGUCAAGGACAUCCGCCCAGCGGUGUUCACGGCUCUCCUGACCUACCUCUACACCGACACCCUCCAGCUGCAGCGGCCGGAAGACAUCACUGAACUCCUGGUUGUAGCCAAUCAGUACACCCUCACGGACCUUCUCUCGCUGUGCGAGGGCUUCCUAACCGAAGGGUGGAUGCAUCUCCCCCCGGAUCUGAGGGCUAGAGCCAACGCCUUCCGAAGCAGACAUGUCCACCUGUUCAUGCUCGGACAGAGGGAUCAUGUGACAUGGAAAGGAGGCGAGAGUGAAAUGAUGGCGGACUGGGUGCUGGACAGGAUCAAGUCCGAUGGCAGCUCUUGGAUGGAUGACGUUACAGAGGAAGAGGAGGCCUUGGCCAUGGCAGGGGAAGAGGGGUGGCAGACCGCAUCGGAAGGGGAGGGUGACGGCGCCCACUCAACGGCAACGGCAACGGCAGCGUUUUUCAGCCCUGAGAGCCAGAGCCCAGCCACCAGCCAAAGCCCCACACCCGCCUCAAGGCGUAGGGCUCGAGCGUUCCUUUCGCCCUGACUUUCAGGAGCUUGAGUGAUCGUUUCAGCCUGGCUUUUGGUGUGUGUCAACAUAGCUUGGCUUGAGAGAUGGUUCACCCUGACGUUUGGUGUGUAUUAGGAGAGCUUGGCUUAAGAGAUGGUUCACCCUGACGUUUGUUGUGUGUCAGGAGAGCUUGGCUUGAGAGAUGGUUCACCCUGACGUUUGGUGUGUUUUAGGGGAACUUGGCUUAAGAGAUGGUUCACCGUGACAUUUGAGAUGGUUCACCCUGACCUUCGGUGUGUGUUGAGAGAGCUUGGCUGGACAGGUCGAAAGGUGCAAGCAUUGAUCGUGCUACGGCGUUGGCGAAAGGGUGGGUGUACUUGCCAAGUUCACGCGUGAGAGAGAAAUCAUCUGCCUGUGUUUGCUUUCUUGGAGGGUGGGGGGUACCCGGUGUUUUGAGGAAACUUGGAGGAGGUAUGCAAAGCAUGAUAUAUAGAUUUCCGGCAAGAUUGAGUGCUCUUCAGCAGCCGCUGCUUCCUACGUUUGGGGGGGGGGGGGUUCCUGGACUGCACUGAACGAAUAGAAUAGUACAUAGCCACGUAAGGAAAUCCCGGGGCAACAACCGAGUCUGUUCAUGAAUUCCUCUUUUCGUGUCUGAGUCUUUUUUUUUCUUUUUUUCUCAGUAUGACCCAACGAAUCCAUCUCUACUGAAGAAAAGAGUCAAAGAUAGACUAGCAAUGAUCCAUUGUCUUUUGUGAUUUUGUGAGGCGGAGUGACAAGCAGGUAGGUUCAUAGUGUAAACUUCAUAUCGGGAUGACAACACAGGAGAUUUGGUAUAACCUAGCAGCCCUCUUCUUUGUAGGUGAGGUAGCAUACCACGGCGAGGGAGAGCGGUAGCGUCCUAUAAGUGUGAUAUAGAUGGCAGAGGAAAGGGUUGAGAGAGGGGGGCUGGCUGGCUGCCGUUAUCGCAGACUUCGAUUUUUUGCGAUGGAGGUGUGUUGGGGAUGCUGUUCGCCUGUUGUUUUCGAUGGCACCCACUGCUGUACAGAAGUCAAUCUACAGGCGCUUGACUUGUGACGGUCAGGUAGUUGGCGGGGUUGUAUGUAUGUGUUUAUCUCUUCAGUUAGCGUCGGCCGCGCUAGCAGCCUGACCAAUCAAAAUACGCAAUUUUUGUAGCGGGCUACAAAAAACGCGCUUGUGGUUUCUAUCUAAGAAUAGCAUGGUCACAGGACUCUUUCGGAAAUGGGACUGUGUGUGCGUUGACGCGUGGUGUUAUUUUUGCAGUCCGCAGGACGAAUGAAUGGGCUGUGGAAGGGCCGAAAAUAUCUUUGAUGAAAUAGAGAGAGAGGAAGAGAACGUUGGAAUUUGUCCCUUCCCUGAUUGUGGUGAAGCGAACGCCAGCUGAAUUGGGAGGAGAGUGGACCCCGGCGUGCCAAGUCUAGGCUUUGUGUCUUGUCUC
This is a messenger RNA of Ectocarpus siliculosus, 2368 nucleotides long. NCBI's taxonomy places the organism in Eukaryota, Phaeophyceae, Ectocarpales, Ectocarpaceae. The record is from the annotation of a GenBank genome assembly.